Messenger RNA from Ananas comosus (pineapple), 1439 nucleotides. RefSeq lists its product as uncharacterized. The record is from RefSeq and is a predicted model, not a curated record. Lineage: Eukaryota; Viridiplantae; Streptophyta; Magnoliopsida; Poales; Bromeliaceae. The transcript is spliced from 5 exons. The coding region runs from base 179 to 1222 and encodes 347 amino acids. Gene Ontology annotation, molecular function: peptidyl-prolyl cis-trans isomerase activity. Gene Ontology annotation, biological process: protein peptidyl-prolyl isomerization.
CCACUUCCACAACUCCUCCGUAGUCAACGUCUCUCUCUCUCUCUCUCUCUCUCUCUCUCUCUCUCUCUCUCGGUUGUUACGAUACAAGCCCAAAGAAGAACCCCUUGGCGAAUGAUCCAAACGAAAACGAAGCGAAACCACACUCUCUCCCUCCCUUCCAAAUCCCUAAUCUCUUCGCAUGGCUCGGAGGCAAAGCGAGGCCAAUGGCGCCCGCAGAUCCCUCUGGGUCCUCCUAUUCAUGGUCUUCGUCUUCUGCUCCGUCGCUUACAUUGGCCUCUCGGCGGCGAUGAGGCCCCGGAGAGGCGAUUCCUCGUCCUCCGUCGUUGAUUCGGGUCGGGGGGCCAAGGAGGGGGCCAAGGAGGAGGAGGAGGAGGAGGAGGUGGGGAAGUGUUGUAGGGGGAUCGAGGGUUUGGAGCUGUGGGGUGCGGCGGUGAAGUGGGGCUCGGAUCACCGGUUUGAUUCGGCGAGGGGGUGUUGCCGCGCUUGCGAGGCGAUGUGCCCCGCGGCGUCGUCGGAUCGGCCGUGUCUCUGCAAUUCGUGGGUGUUCUGUGGCGAUCGGGCGCGUUGCGGGGAUCGAUUCGGCGAGUGCUGGUUAAAGAAGCAGGAGGAUGUGCUGUUUCCUGCAGUAGCAGCCAUCGGGGAGAAUGUUAUGUGGACUUCAGGGCUUAUUUUCGGGGAAGGAGAGGGCAUAAUUGGGCUUGAGACAGACUAUGGAACACUUCAUGUCAAACUUCUCCCUGCUUGUGCGCCACGUUCUGUCUCUUAUAUUUCUGAGCUCUUGCAAUCACGCCAUUCUGCUGGCUGUCAAAUUUACCGUGCCGAAGAUCGAGGAAAUUCUUGGGAUCUGAAUGGUUUUCACAUUGCAGAUGCUUCUUUUGGGCCUCCUUAUGCAUUGCUCCAAGGAACACUUGAAGGUGAAGGGAUCCCAUUCAAGAACAUACCUACGGAAGCAUGCCCAACUAUAAAGAGAGGGUCGGUCGCAUGGGUUGGUUCAGGCCCUGAAUUCUUCAUCAGCUUGGCAAACCACUAUGAGUGGAGAAAAGCAUACACUGUCUUUGGUUCGGUUUUACCCAAAAGCAUGGAGAUUGCGGAGAAAAUAGCAAGCCUUCCAACCAAGCCUGAUAUAUGGAAAAGUUUUAAUGUGUCGGUGCUCAAAAAGCCUAUCAAUAUCAAGAUCAAACGCAUCACAAAGGGCACAAAAUCUAGCUUUCACGAGUCUUAGAUGCUCCAAUUUCUCUUUCUUCUUUUAUUUCCUGAUUUACUGAUUUUUUUUGUUUCGCUCCCUAUUUUUGUCUAAUUUAAUUGGGGUUUCAAAUCAGAUGGAUAGUGUAUACAGAGAUUGAAGGAAUUAUACUUAUUGUAGGAGAAACACAUAGACAGCUCGGCAGAAACUUUGUAAAGAAAGAAAUGAGCAAUGGAAAGGAACAAGAAUUCGUUUA